This is a messenger RNA of Fusarium oxysporum Fo47, 1131 nucleotides long. RefSeq lists its product as uncharacterized. The transcript has a single exon. Bases 1 to 1131 code for a protein of 376 amino acids. The record is from RefSeq and is a predicted model, not a curated record. Lineage: Eukaryota; Fungi; Ascomycota; Sordariomycetes; Hypocreales; Nectriaceae.
AUGGCCGACAACGGCUUUGGAUCAGGCCUCGAAGGCAUAUCCCAGACCACAAUAACCGUCGUUCUCGUCUUCCUCGCCAUAUCGCUCUACAACGUCAUUGAGCUCAACUUCAUCAUCUUUGGGACCUUUAAGCGUCACUCCGGUCUCUACUUCUGGUCAUUCCUCGUUUCAACAUGGGGAAUCGCCGUGUACUGCUGUGGUUUCUUCAUUAAAUACUACGCCUCUUCAGCUCUGGGGUAUCUCGCCUCGACGUUCAUCUCAGUAGGAUGGGUAGCCAUGGUGUCGGGCCAGUCGCUCGUGCUUUGGUCAAGACUACAUCUUGUUCUGAGGAAUAGAUUCAGGUUGAAGGCGGUGUUGUAUAUGAUCAUCAUUAAUGGCGUUCUUAUGCAUGGAGCUGUUAUUCCUAUGAUCUAUGGCUCUUUUUCACCAAAUACAGAUAUGUGGAAACAGCCAUACUCCAUUAUGGAGAAGAUCCAAGUCACCGUCUUCUUCAUACAAGAGAUUAUCAUUUCAUGCUUCUACAUCUACGAAACAGUCAAGAUGAUGCGUCUGGAACGCACAAUGGGCAACAAGCGUGGAAGUCGUCGUCUAAUGAACCAUCUCGUCUACGUCAACAUCCUCAUCAUUCUUCUCGACAUCACCAUCCUAGGCCUUGAGUACGCCGACCAAUACCAGUACCAAACAUCAUACAAAGCCUUUGUGUACAGCACAAAACUCAAGCUAGAAUUCACUAUUCUCAACCGUCUCGUUGAGAUGACUACGGGCAACAAGGAUGCUAGCUCUGGGCCACGGAGUCACACCGCUGGUACGACGACAGGAAACAAGACGAAUAUCGCUCUUGAUACGUUCAUCAGCAAUACUGUUGACAAGCCCCCCGGUGAUAUAUCGUAUAGAGCUUAUGUCAUGGGUGGUGAUGAACGACAGACUCCUCGACAAACACCUAGGGAUGAUGAAGUUGUCAUGACUACAGAGGUCAUCGUUCAACGGGAAGAGCGAGAAGAUGAUGGUAUGAGUAUGGGCGGAAAGUCAUCCGCUGAAUCUACGAUUGGGACGUCAAAGGGGCAUCACUAUGAAAGUGAGGGAUUAUCGAAAUCUUCGUCAGAACUACAUUUAGCGACGCGAGGCUUUUAA